Messenger RNA from Passer domesticus (house sparrow), 2744 nucleotides. RefSeq names its product tripartite motif containing 55 (gene TRIM55). Gene Ontology annotation, biological process: anterograde synaptic vesicle transport; protein ubiquitination; neuron migration. Gene Ontology annotation, molecular function: zinc ion binding; ubiquitin protein ligase activity. Gene Ontology annotation, cellular component: cytoplasm; main axon. The coding region runs from base 119 to 1756 and encodes 545 amino acids. The record is from RefSeq and is a predicted model, not a curated record. The transcript has 10 exons. NCBI's taxonomy places the organism in Eukaryota, Metazoa, Chordata, Aves, Passeriformes, Passeridae.
UCUAACCAUGUCCUCUGGCCCGGGCAGCACAGCCGGCCUCUGAUCGCAGCACAGCCUUCGACCUAUUUCAGGGGAAAUUAACCCCAAAACCUCUCCACAAGGCCGCGGCCCUGAGCGCAUGCCCCAGGAAAAGCUAGGGAUGAGCACCUCCCUGAGCUACAAGUCGUUCUCCAAAGAGCAGCAAACUAUGGAUAACCUGGAGAAACAGCUGAUCUGCCCCAUCUGUUUGGAGAUGUUCACCAAGCCAGUGGUCAUCCUGCCCUGCCAGCACAACCUCUGUCGGAAGUGCGCCAGUGACAUCUUCCAGGCCUCCAACCCCUACCUGCCGACCAGGGGAGGCACAACUGUGGCGUCGGGGGGCCGCUUCCGCUGUCCCUCCUGCCGGCACGAGGUGGUCCUGGACCGACACGGCGUCUACGGGCUGCAGAGGAACCUGCUGGUGGAGAACAUCAUCGACAUCUACAAGCAGGAGUCCACAAGACCUGAAAGGAAGUGUGACCAGCCAAUGUGUGAAGAGCACGAGGAUGAGAGAAUUAAUAUUUAUUGCUUGAACUGUGAAAUGCCCACCUGCUCCUUGUGCAAAAUCUUUGGUGCCCACAAAGACUGUCAGGUUGCUCCUCUCACAAAUGUUUACCAGCAACAGAAGUCUGAGCUGAGUGAUGGCAUUGCAGUCCUGGUGGGGAGCAAUGACAGAAUGCAAGGGAUUGUCACACAGCUGGAGGAGACCUGCAAGACGGUUGAGGAAUGCUGCAAACGACAGAAAGAACAGUUGUGUGAAAAAUUUGAUUAUCUCUAUUCUGUACUGGAAGAAAGAAAAAAUGAGAUGACACAAAUAAUCACUAGAACCCAAGAGGAGAAACUGGAACACGUCCGCUCCCUGAUGAAGAAAUAUGCGGAUCACUUGGAAGCUGUGUCAAAACUGGUUGAAUCAGGAAUCCAGUUCAUGGAAGAACCAGAAAUGGCCGUGUUUUUGCAGAAUGCCAAAACAUUGCUACAAAAAAUUACUGAAGCUUCUAAAGGAUUUCAAAUGGAAAAAAUAGAGGAUGGGUAUGAGAAUAUGAACCAAUUCACAGUGAACCUCAGUAGAGAAGAAAAAAUAAUACGAGAAAUUGAUUUUGACAGAGAGGAGGAGGGAGAAGAAGAAGAGGAGGAGACAGAGGAUGGCGAAGGCUUGGGUGAAGUCCAUACAGAGUCAUCAGGAGAGGAGGAAGAGGAGGAAGAGGUGGAAGAGGAAGGGUCAGAGGGAGCAGCACAAGCACCUCAGCAGGACCCUGAAGCACAGAGUGCAGGGGAAGAGCCCCUGGCUGAGCCCACUCCAGCACCAGUGCUGGCUGCCCCAGCUGGUCAGGAUGUUGUUGUGACACCAAGUGGUUCUCAACAGACUCCCGAGUCUGACACUCAAGUGCCGGCCACAGCAGAAACCAUCGAUCCCUUGUUUUACCCUAGCUGGUAUAAGUCCCAGUCACGGCAACCAAGCAGUCCAAGCUCAAGCCCGGUGAGCGGGCUGGGGAAAGUAGGGACUCCUGUUUCUCUGGAAACAAGUGCAAAGAAGGCAGAAGCCCCGACAGCAGCAACAAUCGAGGAGAGUGCACCAGGGAGUGGUAAGGAAAGUAAUGCCACUGCAGCGACGUCCAAGACUGGUUCUGAGCCAUACCCUCAAGGACGAGUGGAGGAAGCUCCCGUGAGCAGUGAGAGGGGUGACGAGCCGGCUCGUCAUGUCUUCUCCUUCUCGUGGUUGAACUCACUGAAUGAGUGAUGACUCACUCUGGCUGGCUUCUGGUGUGCUUCUCCUCAGAAGGACCGUGAGCACAGGCAGCCUGGCUGCAGUCAGCACAGAACUGGCCUGGGAAGGGGCAUCCGAGCAGGUCUCAUUCCUUGGAACUCAGCUGACCUCCACAUCAUACCCUUGAACUGACAGACCUGAGAGGGAGGGGAGCAUGGGGACAGAUUACUGUAUGUAUUGUAGUCAGAGUGUUUUCCAAUAUUUUCUUGCUUCCAAGGGGGAAGAAGCAUCACUACAGCUUUAGGCUGAGCACUGCUAGUGUUUUGUAACUCACUUGAUGGCACAUCCCCAUGUAGGUGUAAACACUUCACCAAUGUUCUUAGCUAAAACACUGGUAUGAUAUUCUCUAGUAGCAUCCUUUGCCAAAACAGUGUUUCUCCUCAGUAUCCUCCUGUGUCCCCGCUUGUCAGUGCUGGUGACUUCAGUGACACUACCAUGUCCUUGGCAGCCCCAAGUCAGGGUUGUGUCUAACAGUACUGGUGCUUCCCAGGCUGCGGAGGCUGAACACGGGAGGGAAGAAGGAAGCUGCCAUUUCUUCCUUUGCACUUGCUCUUCCUACUACACCACAACAGAUGACGCUUGCAGAAACACAUUAUUUGUAAGGAAAAUUCCCAGUGGCAGGAGUGAGGAAGAGACACUUAUCCAAAGCACUGGCCAAGACCCCCCCACAGCUCUGAGUAUGUGGGGCAGUUGCUGAAGUGCUGCCCAGUCUGUCCAGGCAUAACUUGUGUCCGUGUCUUCUCAGCCAUCGGUGUGUGUACAAAAGGGGACAUGUUCUUACAUGAAACCAGGGUGCAAUAAGGUGGUCACAGGUAUUCACUCAAGGUUUAAUUUAAAGCCCCUGUGCUGUGCUGUAGAAAAGGUAGAUGCUGGCUUUCCUGUUCCAUGUGCAUUGCAGAUGUUGAGCCACCAAAUGAAAUGAAAUUUGUGUCUUAAAAGAGGCUCUACAAGCUGUACUGAA